CAGGUACUUAUUAUGACGUCAGCAAGGUAGACCGGCGCGAGGUGGCUUUUGCUCUGGCACGGACGGGAGAGACGUGCUCGAGAGUUUCUAAUACUCUUCCGGAAGCUCGCUGUGUAAACAGUGAGACUGUCAGUAAGGGAAAUCGAGCUGUCAUCCAGUGGAUCCACCCAGCCAGAGGACAAGAGUACACUGCCAUACAAAACAACUACUGAUAGAUUAACACGGGUGUGCUUCCAUUGCACGACCAGUGCAUUUAAAACUAAAGGUAUCUGCUGUAUGUAUAAUGAGUUCCAGAGGUAAAAGAGGUGAAGCCUGCCGCAUCUGUGGAGGUGACCUGCAGGGUAACCAGCGGCGAUGGUUGUACGCGGCUCAGAACCGGAAAGGGGCACAGCCUCAAACCCCAACAGACUUUUCCAAGACGGGAAGCCUGCCCAGAUCUGUGCAGAGCAGCCCAUGGGGCAGCACAUUUUCUCUGGGUUCCUCUCGGUCACUUUCCAAAUCUCAAUCUGUGCUCACCCCUACAAAAGGAAUAGACCUGCUCUGUGUGCUGACUCACAUAUUGGAGCAGCCUGUACCACGUGGGGACGGAGAGGGGGAGUUUAUAUGUGGCAAGUGUGUGUCUGUGUUGGAGCGAGUUUUUAAGUUCGACACUGUCAUCGCACGAGUCCGAGCUCUGUCAAAUGAGAGACUCCAGAGGCUUACUCAGGAAAGGGAUAAAAUCAGGCGAUGGGUCCGAAGCUUGUUUUACCACUGGCACUUUCCUAAUUCCAGGGGUAUGGGAAGCUCCAGUGAGGAGGAAGGGGAACCGGGAAGACAACUCAGGGAUUAUUCCGCAGGGGAUGGAUAUCGAGAAAUGCUGCGGGAUAAUAUGGCUCUCUCUGAGUAUGAGUGGUGGGCAGAGAAAGCCCAGUCAUGUUCCCACUAUAAGAGAACGGGAAAACGGUGCCAUAAGGACAAGCAAUGCGAGUGUUGCGACUCUCUGAGAGUGUCAGACUCCGAUUACGAAUCGGUUUGCGGCAUUCCCCGUAAUCUGCCAGAGCAAGCUUUUGCCUCGUUGGGUCUCUCUCGGGAUAAAUCCCGCAGCAUGCCUCUUAAUUGGUCGAAAGUGCCGUCUGACAGUUCAAGCCCCACCUCGCGGUCUGGUUCCUGUCAUUCUUUACAAUCCCGAUCCCGUACUGCCUCUGUCCAUUCAGCAGACUCUUUGGAUGGCAAUGAUCCGUUUGAUUGGCCAGCGGAUCAGACGGUCAUCCUGGACUCCAUUUUUAAAGAAUUGAGGGGAAUUGAAGGCAAGCCAGUGAGCUCACCAGCUGGAAGUCGCAUUCCUGUGUUGGACAGAGGGGAAAUGCAGAAUGGGAAAGCCGAAGUAGGAGAGAAAGCGGGGUUAGUCAGGAUACUGAAUUUUGGAGAGCAGGAUAACGGGAUGGAGGUUGAGUUUGAAGAUGAGAGCGAGGAUGUGCUGACUGAACUAAGAGACGAGUUUCUGCCAUUGCAAAGAGAGGUGUCUGCAGGUAGGGUUCACCUGGCUGUGAAGCAGUUGCGUGAGCAGCUGGUUCAGGCUCAGUCUCGCAUCAGAACUCUGGAGGCGCAGCUCGGGAACGUGGACAAACCAGUAACAAGCGUUCCUGUCAAUCAACCUAAGACUCUUUCACAGGCCAAUCUAAAGACCACGAACAAAAAUGACCUGAUCGACAAUCUUAGCCAAUCACUGCACAGCAGAGAGAAUGUAAUCCAGGAAUGUGUGACACUGAUCCAAAAGCUGUGUGUUGAGCAUGGGGUGGAGUCCAACGAGAUGGGCAAACUCAUUGCAAAACUGACCAAUACCGUCAAUGAUAAACAAAACGAGAAUGAGUCUGUACUGGAGGCCCAGCUGUCCGAGGCAAAGGAGAAAGAGAAAGCGCUGGAAAAACAACUACAAGCUCUCCGAGACGCUGGGAGAGAGAGAGACCGAGACCUGAUCACACUUAACACAGUGCUCCAGUGUAACCAGGAUGUUAUAAAUCACCUGCGUGUAGAGCUGACAGAGCGAGAUCGAACCCAACAGGAAAUGAUGCAGGAGUGGGAGGUGUGGAAAGAGAGAGAUUCAGCCCUGACUGCACUUGUGCAAGACAACGAAGCGUUUAUUUCCCAACUUAAGGGGGCGCUGGAGAGUUCACGCAGGGAUGUGCAGGCACUCUCAGACUCCCUGAUUGGCCGGGGAUUGGAAGGGGGCGGGGCUGAGGGUGGAUUGGUAAAUCAACUGCAAGAAAAGGAAUCUCUCCUGGAAGCCAGCUUCAGAGAUAGAGAAGAGCUUGGCGCCACCUUGAGGAAGGAAAUCUCAAGACUUAUGACAGCCUUGAAGGACUCUGAAACAUUCAUACAGGACCAAAGAGAAAGUCACAAACAAGCCAUCACUGAACUGUCAGAGGAACUCAAGAACGUCCUCAAGGAACUAAGAGACAAAACCAAAGAGAAGAAGGAGGCUGAACUGAUUCAGACGAAGGAAAAUAAGGAGAGAGAAGGAAAACUAAUAGAGAAUCUUCAGAAGAGGGAUAAACUCAUUGAGCAAGUUCUUCUGGAGUUAGAGGAGCGGGACGGUGUGCUUACAGAGCUUCAGCAAAACAUCUCAAACAGGCUUAGACCAAAGAUGGACAUCAAACAUACACUGUGAGUGUGUUUGUGUCACUACUUUUGAAAGACACAGACGCAUUUAAUAAAUACACAUUGAAAAUGUUGAUUGACUGUCAAGCUUUGAUUUGCAUAAUUUAUUGGUAACAGCAGUGCAAUCUUUACUGUACAAAUAAUAAUUAUUAGACUGUUAAAUAAAUUAAAAUCUCCAGUCUACAGCUCGCAAUCCAUUUUUGAAGAAAAAAUAAUGAUGCUCAAGUGAAGGAUAUUGAUUGCAUUGCACUUCUGCAGGGUUUUAUGUUGGUCUGUAGUACAGGUUUUUUGUAUGCAAAUGUCAUUCCAUUAGUGUCAUGGUUGUUUCUGCUAUCGGGUUGCUCUGCUGAAGUUUUGAGAUGGAUGUGGGUAUGUAAUGAAAUAUUAUUUAAGUUCAUGACCAUUACACUUGAUAGUAGCCAUAAAUCUGUUUUGAUUCCCCCUUGCACUUUUUAAGGAUGAUGCCAAAAUGUACACAUCUGCACAUGCCUAGACAAA
Paramisgurnus dabryanus is the source of this 3135-nucleotide messenger RNA. RefSeq lists its product as uncharacterized. The record is from RefSeq and is a predicted model, not a curated record. Gene Ontology annotation, molecular function: molecular adaptor activity. NCBI's taxonomy places the organism in Eukaryota, Metazoa, Chordata, Actinopteri, Cypriniformes, Cobitidae. Gene Ontology annotation, cellular component: Golgi apparatus; centrosome. Gene Ontology annotation, biological process: positive regulation of microtubule nucleation; regulation of Golgi organization; centrosome cycle.